CUCACCUAAACAAUCCUAUUUUGAUUUCUACCUACAAGUUACCAUAUCAUACGUCAAAUCCUACUAAACUUGUUCCAGAUCGCAAUGGCGUUGGUCUUUUGUUUCCUGGCUUGGCUUUGGGCAACCCCUAUACUGGGAUCCUUGUCACAAGACCUUCUGGAAAUUGCUUCUAAUGGAUUAAGAGAUUCCAGAGAGACAUCCAUGACAUUGAUUUCGCAGAUAGAGGUUGUUUCAAGUGAAAUAGAUACGGCAGCGGCUUAUGUCGAAGUAUCUAGCCAUCUAACAGACUUUCAACGCGCUUCCGCCGCAUGCAUUAUGUCUGAACUGAUUUUUCCAGGGCGGGUCCUGAACCUGACGCGUACAGAGUAUAAGUCAGAACAAUAUAUAAACUGGUCUGCAACAUGCUGGUUACCAGCAGCAUGCUUUGUAAUUCUUAAAGAGCCUGCAGAGGUCGGCAUUGCCCUUCGAAUUAUCACCGAGACCCAAUCUAAAUUCUCUGUUCGGGGCGGAGGUCAUAAUCCAAAUCCUGGGUUCUCCAGCAUUGAGGAUUACGGUGUGCUGCUUGACCUCAAAGGCCUAAAAAUGCUGUCCCUGACCGAUAAUGGACUGUUACAGGCGGGACCGGGCAACACCUGGAGGACCAUGUAUGAUUUUACUGAAGGUCAUGGUCGAGCAGUUAAAGGUGCUCGAGUGCAGCAUGUCGGUAUACCUGGUUAUCUGUUAGGAGGUGGAUUGGUAUUUUUUCCAAGCCUCCAUGGCUUGGCAGUCGACAGCAUUGAGAACUAUGAAAUUGUUUUAGCUAAUUCUACGAUUGUCAACGCUAAUUCGCGUCAAAAUAAAGAAUUAUUUAUCGCCUUGAAAGGAGGCGGUGCUAAUUUUGGCAUUGUCACACGCUUCGAUAUCCUUACCUAUCCAGCUAUCCACGUUCAGUACAGCUUGGCUAUUUACAACGCCACAGACUAUGCAAAUAUCUUGAAUGCAACUAUCCAAGUUCAAGAGCAGAUGGAAGUCGACCCUAAAAUUGACAUAUUUCUCAGUGUAACCCCCACUGUAAUUACUGUCGGAUUGCUAUAUGCAGAUUGGUUGGCGCAACCACCUAGCAUAUUUGAUACGUUUUUCGCUCUCGACAGCCUCAUUGGAUAUGUUGUUGAGCUUACCAAUGGGUCUAUCGGAUCUUUCGAGGCCGAUAUGGAUGCGGCUGGGCCUCCAUAUGAUGCUAGACGUUUACCUUCUACCGUCUCCACCACAUAUGACUAUGACUUCUAUAUUCAAGUUCAUGAGAUGUUCUUGGGGAUAUUACAGGCGUAUCCUCAUCUAUCGUCUGCUAAUAUAUCUUAUACUCUUGCACCUUUGGCUUCGACGGCGGUUCUGGUGGGCAAAGAUCGAGGAGGGAACUCUCUCGGCCUAGAUAAGGAUCCCCAAACAUGGUGGUCAUUCGUGUUAGAGUGGGCCGACGCGAAAGACGACACUAACGCACAGCAACUCUCAGAGGAGCUUUUAGAAGGCCUCCAAUCGUUGGCUCAAGAUCAAAAUCAUUUGCUCAAUUUCCACUUCAUGAAUCACGCCAGCUUCACGCAGAAUGUCCUCGGCAGCUACGGUACAGAUAACGUCAAGCGAUUGGAAUCAGUGGCAAAGAGCCUAGACCCAUCGAGAAUUUUCCAGGACUUACAGAAUGACGGAUUUCUUUUGCGAAAGCUAUGACUUGGGAUAUAAUAAUAGAAGUGUCGAUCGAAGUUCGUAGGUCUAUAUGUAGCAGGUUCUGGAUGUUAGGAAUGGUUAAAUGACUUAAAUUAUCAGUAGAGAGGUUUUCUGGGCGGAUAGAAUAUACACAGCAGAAUGAUAGCCAACUCCGCUUUGCUGUUCUUUCAAUUUCCUCUCCCUGCCU
Daldinia caldariorum is the source of this 1885-nucleotide messenger RNA. RefSeq names its product FAD-binding domain-containing protein. Lineage: Eukaryota; Fungi; Ascomycota; Sordariomycetes; Xylariales; Hypoxylaceae. The transcript has 7 exons. Gene Ontology annotation, molecular function: FAD binding. The record is from RefSeq and is a predicted model, not a curated record. Bases 85 to 1701 code for a protein of 538 amino acids.